AUGCCUAUUUUUUAUUUCCAUCAACAGAAAGCAAUUGAGAGUGCUUCCAGUUAUUGGGAGAGAACAUUGGUUGUUAAUGUAACUAAACAAGAAAUGUUACUCGUUCGUAGAGGAUGUAUAAACUAUCGUCUAUUAAUUCCUGGAAAAGACAAACAAACCUACUGUGAUAAAGAUGGAUGUGAACAUAGUGAAGAAUGUUACGAUACUAAAAUUCCUGAUGAGUAUUUAUCUGCAUGUUAUCAACGCAAAUCUAAUCAAGAUGUAAUGGUAUUUUCUGAAGGGAAAGGAAUAGCUCCAAAUGAAUUAUUAAUUCUUGUGAAAAAUAUACAUAAUGAUACAUGUGGUGAAGAUGUAAUUGCAUGGGCUUCAUUUUGUGAAAAAGAUCCAACCACAGGAAGGCAAGGAUUCCAUCCUGACAUCUUUUAUUCGUUACCGGAUUUAAAACCUGAAUUUCGAUUACCCAAUAAAAAAAAACAAGAUAUUCAACCAUUUUGUGAUAAUCCAGAACAUCAAAAAUGUUUAAAUUAUGAUAAAGCAAUAGGUUAUUGUGUAAUAAAACAAAUGAAAAAUGAAUUACCAUUACCUUAUCAAUAUAUCGAUAAUACAUUUAAUGUAUCAUAUGAAAAUCGAACAUAUUAUGCUGGUUCUGAAAUGUUUGAUUAUUGUCCUACCUAUGAAAUGUUUCUACUAAGCGAUGGUCGACCAUCAGUAUGCAGAUUCAGUCGGAACUUAAAACCAGAUCUAAUAAAUAAUGCAUAUCUGGAGGAUCUGGGUCCAGAUUCAACCUGUUUUGAUCACGGGAAGUUCGUGAGACAAAAUAAAACAUCCAGGCAAACAUAUUCUAGAACGUCUUCAUGUCAUAAAUUUAAAUGUUCAAAGAAUGCUGAUAUUCAAGUGAUUAUAAAUGGAAAGAGUUUCCCGUGUCGCUCUAGAACUGAACCAACUCCUUUGAAGUUGGAAGUACAAAAUGUUGAAUUUUCUACGGAUAUAUAUUGUCCACAAUGUCAAUCUAUUUGCAAUGUUAGUUGGAGUGGUUCCCUAUGUGCAUUAUUAUUCAUAUAUGUAUACUUCUCAUGUUGUCAUAUAAUGCAAGUUGACCUAGAUGAAUGUACAAAAAAUGUUCCAUGA
Molecule: messenger RNA, 1128 nt
Organism: Schistosoma rodhaini
Lineage: Eukaryota; Metazoa; Platyhelminthes; Trematoda; Strigeidida; Schistosomatidae
Source: the annotation of a GenBank genome assembly